Messenger RNA from Suncus etruscus (white-toothed pygmy shrew), 1761 nucleotides. It is a transcript of the gene CLHC1, whose product is annotated as clathrin heavy chain linker domain containing 1. NCBI's taxonomy places the organism in Eukaryota, Metazoa, Chordata, Mammalia, Eulipotyphla, Soricidae. Gene Ontology annotation, molecular function: clathrin light chain binding. The transcript is spliced from 11 exons. Bases 1 to 1761 code for a protein of 586 amino acids. Gene Ontology annotation, biological process: receptor-mediated endocytosis. The record is from RefSeq and is a predicted model, not a curated record. Gene Ontology annotation, cellular component: clathrin complex.
AUGGCAGUUCAAGGAUUAAAAAGACAUGCUGUCCUCCCUCCCAUCAUGAGUAGAAGUGACAAGGAAUUUCUGGAAAGCAUGCAAAGAUACAUAAUUAAAGAAACUGAAAGAGUGGGAUGUACUGACGAAGGACCUGCUGAUGAAUAUUACAUCAUAUACCGCAAUGCUUUUGAUAAGGUAAUAGAUUAUGUUACUGCAUACAAAUCCAUUCUUACUUCAAUCAAAAAAGAAUAUGAUGCAUUUAUUGAAACAAUGAAGAAAGACCAAAGAACUACGUUUUUUCUUCAUGGAAAACUUAAAGCUUGGGCAGCAGAACCCACAACAUUUGUAUAUCAUAGGAAAAGAAUAACCCAACUUGAAGCAAAACUGAGAGUUAUUGAAAAUAAUUCAUCAAAGAUUCAAUCGGAAAUAGAAAAAAUAAAACAACUUAGGGCAGAAUACGACAUAAAAGAAAUAAAAUAUGAAAGUUACUGCAAAAAUCCUUCACAACCUAUACCAGGCAUGACUCUCCAAGAAUCUGUAAAUUUAGAUGAUCUCAAAAAAUACCUGAAACAUCUUGAAGAUAAAUGCAUAGAAAUGAAACAAAUGAAAGAGAAAAAAUAUGUACCAAUUCAGAGGAAGGAUGAUUUAGAAGAGGAAAUUAUUAUGCUAUUAAAACGGCGAGAUACAGCUGAAAAUAUGAAAAAUGAUUUACAGUUUCGUUACCAAAGACUGCAGCUGAUUUCAUUUGCAUUCUCUUCAUGGGUAAAAUCUAAUAGAAGCACCUUAUUUCAAGACUUUGUGAAGCAUGCCCAGAAAAUGAAAGAACUGUAUGGUGAGAAAAAGACUUUUGAGGAGCUAUUUGAAGAUAAUCCAAACAAAACAAAAGAAAUUGAAAAUUUGCUUUCCUACAUUGAAAGAUUCAACGAAUUGAUGUCACUUGGUGAAUAUGAAAAGGCAGCUUAUCUUACAGCCAACAGUCCUAGGAGAAUUCUUCGAAACAUUGGAACAAUGGAUAAAUUUAAGGAUGUUGGACGAAUUAAAGGAAAGCCUUUCCCAUUACUCUUAUUCUUUGAGGCCAUCUUUAGCACAAGUCAUGCUUUUAAAAGCCCUGUUGAUGAAGAACUAACACUGGAAGGAAUCAAAUGUGGAUUAUCAGAACAACGCUUAGAUUUAGUUAUCAACUGGGUCACCCAGGAAAAGUUGACACUUUCUGAGAAGGCUGGAGAUGAGAUUUAUGAUUACGGGGAGCAUAAAAUUAGCAGUAAGACCAAGUGCUUGGCUUUAGCUCAAACUGUCUACAAUGAGUGUGGCUUGUAUAAGAAAGCUCUUCUUUGCCUGUGUAAACAGGGUCAAAUUCAUGAGGCCUUAGAUCAAAUACAACAAGUUAAGGACUUCACUUCUGAUGAUCUACUAAGCCUAAUAAAGCUAUGUCCCAAUACUGAGUUAAUUCAUGGUCUCACUAAAGAAUGGAAUGGGAAACCACCAGUUUUAUCUUUUUCUCUUGCUAUCCUUCAUCUGUUCUCUAUAGAUAUGAAAAAAGUUGUAAUUAAGCUACUUCAAGAAAUGAAUGAAGAUGGGAAAGCUGCAGUUGAAUACCUUAUGAUAAAUGAUCCAUUGUGCUCCCUGGAAAGUUGGCAAGAAAUUGCAAAUAUAUGUUUACAGAACGGCUUUCAUAUAUUAUCUAAUAACAUCAUAACCAUUCUUCGGUCUCAGGCUGGAGUGACAGAAAUUUCUAAACAGGAUGAUACAGUCAACUUAAUGGAACAUGUUUUUUGGUAG